Chenopodium quinoa (quinoa) is the source of this 761-nucleotide messenger RNA. RefSeq names its product SWR1 complex subunit 6-like. Gene Ontology annotation, cellular component: Swr1 complex. Gene Ontology annotation, biological process: chromatin remodeling. Gene Ontology annotation, molecular function: nucleosome binding. Lineage: Eukaryota; Viridiplantae; Streptophyta; Magnoliopsida; Caryophyllales; Amaranthaceae. The record is from RefSeq and is a predicted model, not a curated record. Bases 108 to 629 code for a protein of 173 amino acids. The transcript is spliced from 4 exons.
AACCUCAUAAGAGUCAUAGGCUCAUAGGAGCCACAGUUUGAAAUUGGGGCCUUAAUUCACCAGACUAAAACCAAGUUUCUGAAAUCAAUUCCAAAAAAAUUCCGGCGAUGGACGAUGAAAUCUCCGGCGCAGUCCGACGAACGUCGACAAGAUCUCGAAAAGUCGCCACAAAAAUGGCGGCUGCUCUUGCUAGCUCCGAUAAUCGAACUCAGGCGGCAUUAGCUAGGCUUGAUGCUCUGGAAAACGAUAAUGGCGGAGUUGAAACAGUUGAGAUCAACGACGACGAUGAAGCUUCUCUUGAUGAUGACGAAGAAGCAUAUAUACAGAAGAAGCAAUCUAUGAGUAUGAAGCGGAAAACUCGUCAAGGAAAAGCGAGAGAAAUUGCAAGGAAAAAUCCUAGAACGUUUUUGGAGCUAGUUAAUGAGGCAAAUUUGGAUGCCUUGCCCCCUCAUGUACCGAAUUAUUUGAGGGCAGCUGUUGGACCUCCAAGCAUAACCUCUCGUCGUAAUUUCUGCACGGUUUGUGGGUUUAAUGCUAAUUAUACUUGUGUUAGGUGUGGCGUGCGUUUUUGCUGUAUCCGUUGCCAGAAAAUACAUAAUGAUACUCGUUGUUUGAAGUUUGUUGCUUGAUUAACUAAGAGGCUUUGCUGUGCAUAAUAUUGUAAGUCUUUACUCUUUAGGUUAAGUGCUGCAAUGUAUUAUUGUUUGAAGCUUACUAUUAUGUUGAAAUGAAGUAUCUUCAAUUAUUUGAUUUAUUAAGAA